AACAAAAAAACCUUUAGAUUGGCUGUGCGCUGUGCGGUCUCCCAAGUAGUCUUUGAAAAUUUCCAAUUUUUAGGGCGUCCUUACUCAUUUGCCUAGUUCAUAUCUGAAACCUCAGCUCAUUCCUUCAGCUCAGCCCCCGCCACACCGAACUUUUUUCUCUUUCGGUGAGAGAUCUGGAUCGUAAUAAGCUUCCCAGCUAUGGCAUACUCAGAGGCCGGAUCAAGUAGUGAUGCUGCACAAGUAUCAGGAGGUAAGUAUCAAGUGUCCCUGAAUUUCAGAGGACCCGACACCCGUUAUGGAUUCACAGAUUUCCUCUAUCACGGAUUGAUAAAUGUUGGAGUCCGCGUAUUCAUGGAUGAUGAGAAACUCAGCGUCCGCGAAGCGAUUGGUGGAGACCUUCUUCAUGCUAUCGACGACCCCAUAAUCUACAUACCCAUCUUCUCUCGGACUUAUGCUUCCAGUAUAUGGUGCCUCCGUGAGCUUAGGCAUAUAGUAGACAACGUGUCUAUGUCGAAGGGUACAAAAAGUAUUUUACCUGUUUUUUGGCGUGAAACCUGAUGAUGUUAAACUUAAGACUCCACUAUAUGAAGAUGCUCUGCUGAAACACAAGGAGCUGUUUCCAGAUGAAGUAGAGAGGUGGAGAGCGGCUCUUGCAGAAGUAGGUGGAAUCAAGGGAUGGCACUGGGAUGGAAAUCAAAGCCCAGCAUUGAUAGUUGAAUCGAUUGUUGACAAGGUUUUAGUGAAGCUGGCAACAAGAAAAAAAGUAGUGACUGAACAUUUAGUUGGACUUGAUGAUCGGAUAAAAGAGUUGACAGAAUUAUUAGAUGUCGACCAUCCAAAUGUGCAGCUUAUUGGAAUUUAUGGAAUGGGUGGCAUCGGUAAAACAACUGUUGCCAAGGUUGUCUUCAAUACACUAUCUUCCCACUUUGGAAAUACUUGUUGCUUCCUUGAGAAUGUUCGAGAAUGCUCAUUGACCAAGGGCAUAGUCGAGCUACAAAAGAAUUUACUAUCUGACAUUGUUGGUAUUAAACCUAUGGAAAUUGUGAAUAAUUAUGAACAUGGAAUGAUGAUGAUCGAAGAAGUACUCAGUACUAAGAAGGUCCUUGUGAUUUUGGAUGAUGUUGCUGAAAAAUGGCACAUUGAGUACCUAAUAGGAAGACGUCCAUUAGCUCCAGGAUCCCGCAUAAUCAUUACAACGAGAGACCAAACUAUUAUGCCAGGUAAGUGGUUUAAUAGUGACAUUCGACGGUAUGAGAUACCAAAGAUGGAUGAUGCUGUUGCACUUCAGCUUUUUUGUCGGCAUGCUUUUGAUAGGGACUUCCCUCUCAAUGAUUAUCGUAAACUUUCAAAUGAAAUUGUCUCAACCACGGAACAACUUCCUUUGGCUAUUGAAGUGAUAGGUUCAUUACUUAAGGGUCAAGGCAAAGAAUUUUGGCAAGGGAUGUUGGUCAACUUAAGGAAUGCACCUAAUAGAGAGGUUCGAAAGAAGUUGCAAAUUAGCUAUGAUGGCCUAGACAAAUUUGAGAAACAAAUUUUUCUUGAUAUAGCAUGCUUCUUUUUCAAUGAGAAGAAGACAAGAUGCAAUUUAUGCGUGGGACGAUUGUCGACUUGAUCCCAUAAUAGGAAUUAACAUCCUUACCCAGAAGUGCUUGAUAAAGGUAUUGGACAAUGGUAAGCUUUGGAUGCAUAAUCAAUUAAUAGCAUUGGGAAGGCAAAUUGUCCGUGAAGACAGUCAAGGUGACCUCAAAAAGCAAAGUAGGUUGUGGAUUGCAAAAGAGGCCAUGAAAAUCAUGGGAACUUUGGAGAGGAAGGACAAGGUUGAAGCACUUGAUAUAGAUGGACUAGAUGACUUCGUAGAGAUUAGAAAUGAAGAGUUUGAAAGGUUCCAGAAUCUAAGACUCCUCAAGUUAGGCAAUGGAACUUGCACUGGGGAUUUUGCCAAAUGUCGUUCGAAGUUGAGAUGGAUUUCUUGGCGUUCUCCUCAUCAAGGUUUUAAGGCAAACAAUAUGCAUUUGGAUUAUCUUCUUGUUUUUAAGCUUGACAAGAAUGGCUUCACUGAUGAUUCAAAAGCAUGGGACUUGAUCAAGAGGGCGCACAAUUUGAAAGUCCUAUCACUUGUUGAAUGUCAUGGUAUAACAACAACCCCAGAUUUCUCUAAAAGCUUGGGUUUAGAGAGGUUGACUCUUGCAAGUUGUAGUAGGCUAAAGGAAAUUGAAAGCUUCAUUGGAUAUCUACCGUCAUUGAUUGAGUUAGAGAUUGAAGAGUGCAAGGGUCUUACAGUUUUGCCUAAAGAAGUGGGGGCACUAGGGAAGCUUGAGCGCUUCUCAUUGUUGGGAUGUUCUAGGUUGAGAGAACUUCCAAGCUCAAUUGGGAAUAUAACCACAUUGAUAGAACUAAACUUAUCAUAUACGGGUAUUAUCAAACUUCCUAACUCCAUCCAAGAUCUAGUGAAACUUGAGUCUUUUCUUUUGAGAGAUACGAGGCUAACGGAACUUCCCGCCUCCAUUGAAAAGUUAAAAUCUUUACGUGUAUUGUGUUUAUCAAUAAGUGGAUUGUCUCCUUUGGAGCAUGUUUGGCAAUUACCUAGUGGCAUCGACAUGUUGAAAAAUCUUGAGGAGUUGGAUCUCUCUAGGUGUGUUGAAAUGAAAGGAGAAAUUUCAGUUGGAAUUAGAGAAUUGUCAUCUUUAGCAAUCCUGAAUUUAAGAGAUUGUCAUGGGAUUCAAGUGUUGCCGGAGCUUCCCACAAGUUUGACCUUUCUAUUUCUUCAAUCUAAAUCAUUGCUCUCAGUCCCCAAUCUAUCAAACCUUACUAAUUUGGUUGAACUGCUACUAAGUGAUGAUUCUCGUAAUACAGGCAAGUCAAACCUAUUACCAUCAUGUGACUUAAGGUGGAUUGGGAGGUUAUCUAGACUGAAAAAGUUAGAGUUAAAUCUGCUAAAUGUACUUGCACCUCAAGAGUUGGCUUCUCUUUCUCAUCUAGAAGAGCUUACUUUGUGUUACCUAGACCUAGAAACCCUUGUGCAGCUUCCGUCCUCCCAUUGGAGUUUGGAAAAUUUGUCGACUUUAGAGUUCUAUCGGUGUGAAGUGGAAGCCAUUCCACUAGAAAAACUUCCACGAUUAAAGAAAUUAAAUAUUGAUGGUUGUAAACAACUUGAGAGAUUAUACAUUCCUUUGGAAUUAAGGAAAUUACGCCAGGCGUGGGUGUCACUUUGUCCAAAGCUAGUUGAGAUACAGGUUUUGGGUCUUUCCACAUCAUUGAAAUCCUUGAGGGUUUCUGGGUGUGAAUCUCUUAUAAGAAUAGGUGGCUUAUCAAACUUGAAGAACCUGGAGGAAUUGGUAAUCCAACAGUGCAAUGUACUUAUUAAUGUUGAGGGCCUUCGUGAGCUAGAGUCUCUGAAAUCCUUGGAUGUCAAAGAGUGCAUGUCUUUGACAAAAGUGAUCGAUGCAUUUUGCACAAAUAUACCGGAUGAUUGCCUCGUCGAAAUAUCGGGGUGUGGGGACUUCAUCAAACGAGGUGCAACAUCCUUGAAGCAUUACAAAGAGGAGACUCUUAUGGAUAAACCAAACAAGAGGAUGAAGAAAAUGGAAGAUGACGGUAGAGAGCAACCGGCAGACGGGGAAACUUCCGAUAGAAAUUAUUGUGCAAUUGCAGCUGUUCAGAAUGUAGUUGGAAUUGAUGAUCGUGCAAAACAAAUCAUCGACUUACUGGAAAUGGAAGUCAAUGAUGAGGUGUGCAUUAUUGGAAUCUAUGGAAUUGAUGGAAUUGGCAAGACGACUCUUGCCAAGGCUGUAUACGACCAGAUCUCUUCUUGUUUCGACAGUUGUAGCUUUCUCGCAGAGGUCGAAGAAACCACCCAAAAUUCUCGUGGUAUUCAGUUUUUGCAAAAUAAGUUUAUAUGUGAUAUCCUUGAACGAGAUCAUGAAGAUCUUUCUUUUGAUGAAACAAUAAAAGAUUUCGUGGAUAUAUUUUGUGAAAUGAAAGUUCUAAUAGUUGUCGAUGCCGUGGAAAAGCCAUCCGAUCUUCAUGCUAUUGUAGGAGACCAGCUUCAUUGGUUUGGUCCAGGUAGUCGAGUAAUUGUGACUUCUCAAAAUGAGGAAAUUCUCGGAGGGUAUGAUUCCGACAAGGCUGCCACCUAUAAGGUUAGUGAGUUGGAUGAUGGUCAAGCUUUUGAACUUUUCUGCAAGCAUGCUUUCAGGAUGCAAUCUUCCAUGCCUGAUUAUGAUGGACUCUCAAACCGCAUUGUCAAUGCUACAAAGAAACUACCAUUAGCAGUUGAAGUCAUCGGUUCAUUUUUGCGGGGUAAAUCAAUACAAGAAUGGGAAAAGAUGGAGAAGGCAAUGAAAGCACGUCCGAUGAGUUCUCAAAAGACUAUGGUUGGCCUUCAAGAGCUAUUGGAUAUAUGUUACGGAGAACUGGAUCAUCGGCAAAAAGAUAUAUUUCUGGACAUAGCAUGUUUCAUCUCUGGUGUGGAUGCCCGAAUUGCUUCAUAUAUGUGGCCCAAUUGUUAUCCAUCCUCUGGUUGCAUUCUGGUGCCCCUGGCAAAAAUUGGAGAAAACAAUGAAUUGCAGAUGCACAGAUUGCUGAGACGCCUUGGCAAAAAAAUGUUUGAGCAAGAGGGAUCUGGAGAUCCAAUUGGGAGAAAAUUUUACGUAGAGGAGAAGGAAAUGGAAAACGUUGAAGCUCUCUGCCUUGACUACACAGCUGGAGAUUUUCAGAUGAUGCCAGAACUAAGGUUUCUCAGGCUGGAUAAUGCCAAAGUUUCCGGAAACUUUGAAGGUGCAUUAGCUAGUUUAAGGUGGCUCUGUUGGCAAAGGUGUCCUCUGGAUUUUAGUGCCAAAAAUUUUUUGUUAACAGAGUUGGUCAUUCUCGAUCUGUCCUGGAGCAAAGUCACGGAAGAAUGGGGAGGUUGGAGUGAAAUCAAGAUGAAGAAAUUGAAAGUCUUGAAUCUUACUGGGUGCUCUGACUUACUGUUCACUCCCGACUUCUCUGGUUACGAAUAUUUGGAAAUCCUGAUUCUUGAACGAUGUUCUCAUUUGGUGAAGCUAGAUCCUUCAAUUGGCAAUUUGAAACGUUUAGUUUCCCUGAAUUUGAAGUUCUGCUCCCAAUUGAACGGGUUGCCAAUGGAACUAGGUUGUACGCCAGCUCUGAAAGAGCUUUUUAUUGACGGGACUUCUGUACGGCAGAUCCCCAUCUCCAUAGGCAAUUUGAAGCAACUCGAAAUUCUCAGUGGCUUGAAGUGCUUCCCAUUGACUCACCUGCCCAGUUCGAUUUGUUAUCUGGCUGCUCUCUCCGAACUCUCAUUAGAUGGUGCCAAAAUUUCUAAGCUCCCGAGCUCACUGGGGGAGCUGCUCAAGCUAAGACGCUUGUCAUUGAGGGAUUGCCGUUAUUUGAGGAAACUUCCAUAUUCUAUCGGUGAAAUGAGGUCAUUAGAGGAGUUGGAUAUAUCGGCGACUAGUAUCCCUGAACUCCCCGAUUCAAUAAGAAAGCUGAAAAGCUUGAGAGUGCUGAGAAUGGACUCUUCUUUCAUUCGAGCGAUUCCUGGGGAGAUUGGGAAUCUAACCAAGCUCGAAGAACUACACGCUUCGUGGUGCCCGAGUUUGAAGGGGGCCAUUCCCGGUGAUAUUGAGGCGCUACAUCGUCUUAGAUCACUGACGCUGGGGCAUUCCAGUAUAUCUAGCCUACCCCCUGAAGUCUCCACCAUCUCUGGUCUUCACACCCUGGAUUUAAUUCAGUGCAAUGAAAUUGAAAAAUUGCCGAAGCUUGCCCCUUCUCUAAUAUGUCUGCGCGUGAGUUCUAAAAGGAUGAAAGCGAUACGCCAUCUUGGAAAUUUAAAGGAAUUGGAGGAGCUGUGCCUAAGUGAUGGGGACCCGAAAGCACGCCGACCACCCUCCGCGAUAGAAGAGAUUGAAGGGUUUGAAGGGCUUAAAGCCCUGAAGAGGCUAGAUAUAUCGAACUGCAAAAUACGAAAUAUCAAUGGGAUUGGCCAGUUAACCUCACUGGGUAGUUUGAUUCUUUCCUACUGUGAUUACCUCGAUAGUUUACCUGAUCUUUCAAACUUGAAGUCGCUGAAAGUUUUAGAGAUCAGACGAUGCAAAAUGAUCCAUCAAAUUGAAGGCCUAGAAAAAUUGACGACUUUGGAAAAGCUGAAUAUCAGAGAAUGUCCGGCUGAGAACUCGGUGCAAGUACAGAAUGCGCGGAAGGAUGUGCGGGCACGUUUAAAAGGAAAAUUGUGCACCGGUUGAUUUUCUCGUCAAAAUUUCAGCUGGCGAAAUUAAAGGCCUCAAGUAUCUUUUCUGGCAGAUUUGUCACUUAGAAAAUCGGGUCACUUUAUGUUUGGACGCAGCAGAAUGAAGAUCCGUCUGGCUACGGCAGAGUCCGAGAGGCUACUAAACCGAUGGACUUCUCAUUUUUAUUUACCUAUGGUUCAUGACGUUAUGCCUGUAGUUGAUUGGACAAAUUUUUAGUUAGCAUGUGUCUCCCUACUUUUAGAUCAAGUCUAUGAAUUCCCCUGCCAAAAUCAACUUUGUCGUAGGGUUAUCUGAAGAUAAGGAUGUUUUGCAUCUUUUGACACGAGGACAUCGUUAAUUUUUAUAUUAAUUUUUCAUUACAUGCUGGUCA
Eucalyptus grandis is the source of this 6618-nucleotide messenger RNA. RefSeq names its product disease resistance protein RPV1. Gene Ontology annotation, molecular function: protein binding; ADP binding. NCBI's taxonomy places the organism in Eukaryota, Viridiplantae, Streptophyta, Magnoliopsida, Myrtales, Myrtaceae. Gene Ontology annotation, biological process: defense response. The transcript has 7 exons. The record is from RefSeq and is a predicted model, not a curated record. The coding region runs from base 1563 to 6242 and encodes 1559 amino acids.